AUGAAAUGUUUUAUUUUAAACAAUAUUAAAAGGAAAAAUAUCCCCAACAAUAUUUUUAAAGCAUCAUACUCACAUCCAUCAUUUAAUAAUUCAAAUAAUAUAAUAAGAAACUUUUCUUCAAAUAAUAAAAUAAAUGAAAAUUCAAAUAAUGAAAAAGAUGAAAAUUUAAUGAUACCAUCAAGAAGUAGAUUAUCAAAAGAAUUAGAAUCAUUAGGUGCAUAUUUACCAAAUGAAGAAUAUACUGAAGAAGUUGAAUUCGAUGACGAAGAAUAUUAUGAAGAUGAAAAUGAUGAUGAUAAUAAUAAUAAUAAUAAUAAUAAUGAAAUAAAAGAAGAAGAAAAAGAAGAAGAAAAAGUUGAAAAUCAAUUAAAUGAAAAAGGUAUUUUUAUAAAAGGUGGUAAAAAAUUUCAAGAUAUGAUAUAUAGGAUAAAAGAGAAUCAUGAACUUUCAAAUAAACAUAGUAUUGAUUUAUUUAAUGAUGUUGGAGAAAUGGAUUCAUUUGAAGAGAUUGAAAGAAAAGUUGAAGAGAGAUUAAAGAAGAAAUAUCAAGAGAAAAUGGAAAUUUUAGAUUCAAUGGAUCAAUCAGAUUUCAUUUAUAAAGAUAAUGAAAAAGUUGAUUUAUAUAAUAAGAUUUCAGAGAAUUUCAUUAAAGCAGACACACAUUUUGAAACACCAUUUGAAAUCACCGAUAAACAAUUAGAAAAUAAUCAAUUAAUAAAACCAAAUGGUUUAUCAUCAAUGAUUUCAAAUAGUGAUUCAGCAUUUAAUAAAGUGACUCAAUCUGAUGAUAUCUCAAGUCGUAUUUCAAAAAUUAAACAAAGAAUUCAAAAAGAUAAACUCACAAAUCAUAGAAUUAAUGGUGAAAAUUUAGUAGAUUUAUUCUCAUUAUAUCGUGAAGAUCCAAUUUUAAAUAAUGCACAAUUUUUAGCUAAAAAAUUUAAUUUAUCUGAAAAAUCAGUUGAAAAUUUAUUAAAAUAUACAACUAUACCAAUCAUUGUUAAAUUUAAUACUGGUAUUAAAUCUGGUCAUUGGAAUGUUAUUUAUGAAACUUAA
Messenger RNA from Dictyostelium discoideum AX4, 1053 nucleotides. RefSeq lists its product as hypothetical. NCBI's taxonomy places the organism in Eukaryota, Evosea, Eumycetozoa, Dictyosteliales, Dictyosteliaceae. The record is from RefSeq and is a predicted model, not a curated record. The transcript has a single exon. Bases 1 to 1053 code for a protein of 350 amino acids.